Molecule: messenger RNA, 3007 nt
Organism: Drosophila eugracilis
Lineage: Eukaryota; Metazoa; Arthropoda; Insecta; Diptera; Drosophilidae
Product: MICOS complex subunit Mic60
Exons: 9
Coding region: 385-2613 (742 amino acids)
Biological process (GO): cristae formation
Cellular component (GO): MICOS complex
Source: RefSeq, a predicted model, not a curated record
UGUUUGUGCGGUGACGUACCUAAAAAAUUCGUCAAGCGCCCACUAAAUCAAAUGUAUUCAAACUGGAUAUCGCAUAGAUGCGUAUAUGUUGCCAAUACUUAACUUAUUAAAACACCAAACAAAAUUGAAUGAACAAAUUUUUGUGCAGCCGGUGAAGUAUCAAGCGAAUCGAAAAGGACGAGCAGGACGCAGGAGACGUAUGCGUGUGAGUGUGUGGGAUGGAAGAGGAAGCAGCACCAGCACUGGCCAGCCAUUCACCCACCAACGCUGACGCAGUCGAGCCAGCUUCGAACGAAUUGGGCAAAAUUUAAUUUACGCCGCCGGGACCUAAAAUUAACGGGAGCCGAAGGAGCAGGAGCAGCAGGAUCACAGCAAAUCAACACCAUGUAUCGGCUAGCGGUGCGAGAUCAGUGCAAGUGCGCCCUGCAGCGUACGCUGCAGCAGUCGACCACAAACAACAGGCAGUUCAGCGGAAACAGCAGCGGAAGUGGGAGCAGAGAGCAGGGAAGGCGGGAACAGGGACAGCAAGGAUAUCAAGGAUACCAGGGCCUGCCGCCGCCACCGCAUAUGCGCGAAGCUGGCUUCGGCAAAGUGGUCCUCUUCGUCUCCCCAUUGGCAGCCGUCGGCGGAGUCAUCACCUACGCCAAAUACGACUCCGACUUUCGCAAAUUGGUGGAGAAAAAUGUACCCGGCGCCGGUCCCAUUAUCAAAGUCGCGCUGCAGGAGGAACCGCCUUUCAAGAGCAUCACCAAGAAUGUUAACGACCAGAUUGACAAGGUCAAGUCUGGUAUCGAGACGGUCUCCUCCACCGUGGACUCGGUUACCUCAAAGGUGACGGGUCUGUUUGGCAGCAGUGGCGAUGAUAAAGCCAAGAAGUCUAAAGCAGAUCAGACCAAGGCCACACCUGUCGAGGAAAAGAAACCUUCAAAACCGAGCGAAGUCAGCAAGACAGAAGCGAAACCUGUGCCUAAGCCGGAAACGAAAACUGCAGUUGCUACGCCUAUUGCUAAGCCUAAAGAAGAUCCUCUGCCACGCGAAGUCGUAGAGCUGGAGAAGGCCAUAGAGCUGGCUGCCCAACUGGCCAUCAAGGAAUACAGCACCGCUAUAGGAGUUUUGAAGGGCUUUAAUGACGAUGUUCGCAAAGUGGUGGACAAGGCAGUAGAGAAUGGGGAAAACUCUCUUUGGACAACGUUGAAGAAUCGCGCUAGUGCAAGGGAUACAGCGGUUGCUACGGCGGAGCGAGCAGCACGUGAAGCUCAGGAGAAGAUCGUUGCGUGCGAGAUCGCCUUGAGUGCUGCGGCAACGGCGCAAAACGCAAAGAAGGUGGAAUCGGUGCGUGACAAGAUCAAGAAGGUGGUGGACCACAUCGGCAACGUCAAGGAUGACCUCUACCGGCACAAGGAUACUGCUAGCGUAUCGGACAAGUACUGGCGCAAUGUAGAGAAGGCGCGCAACUAUUUUAUUGACGAGAUCGAGUCCAUCUUCCCUGGCCUCAGCUUGGCAGAUAAAAAACUCAACUUGUCAAAGGAAGACCUCGAUUUGUUCAUCCUCCACGCCUACACCCAUGUUCUGGCUUACCAGAAGGAGUUACAGCGCCUGCAAACCGAUGGUGAACUGCGUCUAAAGCGUGCCAUUGACUCGGUUCGGGGCGACAACGAUUCAGAGGCUCUGCGCGCCCAACUGGAAUACCAUUUGGAAGCCGAGCGUCGAAAACUGGCCGUGGAAAACCAGAAAAAAAUCUUCCACAUCCAUGCUGAAUCCGAUAAGCUGUUGCGCCUGCAGCUCAAAAAGCAAGCCGAGGCCCACGCUGAUCACAUUAAGGAUAUUGUGGCCCAGCGGGAGACGGAUCUCACGCGUAGCUUCAAGCGUGAGCUGGAGGAUAAGCUGGCCACAGAGAAAGCCAACUAUAAACUACAAUUGGCUGCUAUGCUGGGCAAGCUCCGCGGUAUGGACGCGGCUUUAGCAGAGAUAGAGGAUGAGUUCCAAGAACGUGCGGAUGCAGAGCGUACUGCCAAUCAGGCGCAGGCCUUGUGGGCCGCCUGCCAAGCUCUGUGGGCCUCCGUGCGAACUGCUACUCCUGGCGUACAUUACAAGGAGAAGCUGCGUCCACUGAAGAACGAGCUCAAUGCCAUUGCCAAGGUGGCAAAGGGCGACGAUCUGGUGGCAGCUGUACUAGACAGCGUGCCCCAGGAGGCUCAGGAGCGUGGUGUCUACCCCGAGGAUGCGCUGCGCGAGCGCUUCCUUAAUGUGGAACGUGUGGCGCGACGACUUGCAUUGGUGCCGGAAGAUGGAGCCGGCCUGCCCAUCUAUUUCCUAUCCUAUCUGCAAUCGCUGUUCAUUUUGCGACCCGAUAAUCCCAUAUCUAAGGACGAACUCGAAAACAAACCCUUCGACUACAGCAAACUAGACACCUACGAUAUCCUAAACAGGGCCAGGUACCAUGUGGAUCGCAGCGACUUCCUGCAGGCUCUUAAGUACAUGAACCUUCUGCAGGGUGCAUCUCGCAAAAUUGCCGGCGAGUGGAUAAAGGAAGCCCGUCUCAUGCUGGAGACGCAGCAGGCGGCCAACACUCUGAUGGCCCACGCGGCUGCCAGCGGCCUCUUGUAUUUGUAGACUACGUCCCAUACCUUCUUCCUCCAGAAAUAAAAGGAUAUACUUAUUAUUUGUUAUUCGUCCAGGAGAAGACGGACGGAAAGCCACUAAACGCAAUAGAUAAACAUCAAUAUGUAAUUUGUCCAAUUAGAGAUCACAGUUUAAAAACAAAACACUUAUAUAUAUUUGUAAAAUUUUGUUUAGUUUCAAUUAUACAAAUUAUAUAUAGAGAAAAUCCAUUAUUAAAAUAUAUUUUGGGCCGUCUUAACAUUGAAAACUAUUAAAUAAUUCUGGAUCUGUUUGAAAUUCGAAACGUUCUUAUGGUGUUAUUUAAAAACAUUGUGAUUAGUAAAAGCUAUUAGUUGUUUAAUUUAUUAAAUAAAACAAAAGGAAAUAAAAUCCAAUGGAUAAAGUA